Molecule: messenger RNA, 762 nt
Organism: Ilyonectria robusta
Lineage: Eukaryota; Fungi; Ascomycota; Sordariomycetes; Hypocreales; Nectriaceae
Product: oxidoreductase
Exons: 2
Coding region: 1-762 (253 amino acids)
Molecular function (GO): oxidoreductase activity
Source: RefSeq, a predicted model, not a curated record
AUGUCUUCCUCUUUUUCCGGCAAAGUCUAUCUCAUCACCGGCGGUGCGUCCGGCAUCGGCCUUUCAACUGCAAAGGCUUUACUCGGCCGCGGCGCACUGGUGGCUCUGUGUGACAUCAACGAGGCCGGACUGUCUAAAUUUCUGGAAGAAGUCCCGGAAAGCGAGAAGACGAAAGUGUUUGUACGCAACGUUGACAUAACCGACCGCGCGGCUAUCAGGUCCUUUGUGUCUGCUGCAAAGCAAAAGCUGGGGAGAAUCGACGGAUGCGCCAACAUUGCCGGAACAGCAGGCCGCAGGCUUGGCCACGAAGAAGUCUGGGAGAUCAGCGACGAGCAGUACGAUUUCGUCAUGGGCAUCAACUUCCGAGGCGCUUUCAACGUACUCAGCGAAACCCUCAAGCCCGGCGUGAUGGAAGAGCUCGGGAGCAUCGUGCACGUAUCGAGCAUGUACGGCGAGCGCGCGUUCCCCAAGGGCAGCGUCUACAGCGCCAGCAAACACGCAGGCAUCGGUCUGGUCAAGAGCGCCGCCGUGGAGGCAGCCAAACGAGGCAUUCGAGUCAACAUCGUGACGCCUGGGCCGAUCGACACGCCGAUGCUUCGUGGAAACCAGGAGCACGGUGGUGAGGGCACGGCUCCCGAUGUGCCGAUGGGUCGUCUCGGAGAAUCGACAGAGGUAGCCAACGUUAUCAUCUUCCUCUUGGGCGAGGAAGCGGGCUACGUCACUGGCGCGACCUGGGCGGUGGAUGGAGGAGCGAACGCGUGA